Hippocampus comes (tiger tail seahorse) is the source of this 1934-nucleotide messenger RNA. RefSeq names its product phospholipase D family member 3 (gene pld3). Bases 214 to 1668 code for a protein of 484 amino acids. Lineage: Eukaryota; Metazoa; Chordata; Actinopteri; Syngnathiformes; Syngnathidae. Gene Ontology annotation, molecular function: catalytic activity. The record is from RefSeq and is a predicted model, not a curated record. The transcript has 12 exons.
ACCACUGUAAACAGUUGGAAGCUACAUCGCCCUCGUCUGUUGUGACCCAAUAUCUUUAACAAUCGUGGGAGAAAGUGACUUUAGGUGAAAUUUUAUGUCACGCGGAGAAACCGACGCUAGUGUGUGGGACUUCAGUGAAAAGAUAAGCUUUAGAGCAGUGAAGACUUUUGACGUUGUCUAAGGCAUCAAAGCAGAGCCACUUCACAUGUGAAGAUGAAGAUUGAUGUCUCCUAUGAGAAGUUGGCGGAUGUCAGGCGGAGGCGGCCGGAUUUGGACGACAAAUCUCAAAUGACCUCCUGUUGUCUGGUGGCAGUGGCUGCCACCGCCUCUUUGCUCCUCGCCGCCAUGGGGCUCUACAACCUGCUAGCACCUGCCGCUUCCACUGCGCCGCCGAUAAUCGGCGCUGAUCUGCAACUUGGCUUGGAGUCCUGCUCGGACCCGUGCAAGAUCUCCCUCGUGGAGAGCAUCCCCGAGGGCGUGCGGUUCAACUCCAGCGACCCGUCUCACGGUUCCACUUACGAAGCAUGGCUGCAGCUGAUGGCCCAGGCCCGCACAAGUAUAGACAUCGCCUCCUUCUACUGGACGCUCACCAACCAAGACACGGGCACCCACGAGCCCACCGCAGAUCAGGGUGAGAACGUUCUGAAGAACCUGGCCGAGCUGUCGGGCGCCUUGUCAGUCCGCAUCGCCGUCAGCGCGCCACAAGGAAGUCAGCCGACCGCAGACCUCAAACGGCUUAAUGCUUCAGGGGCCGACAUCAGGAUGGUUAAGAUGAGAGAGCUGACCUCGGGGGUUCUGCACACCAAAUUCUGGCUGGUAGACAAGAAACACAUUUACAUCGGAAGCGCCAACAUGGACUGGAGAUCCCUCACGCAGGUAAAGGAGUUGGGCGUGGUCGUGUACAACUGCAGCUGUCUGGCCUCAGACUUGGGAAAGAUCUUCGAGGCUUACUGGUUCUUGGGGGAGAGCCAGUCCAUCCCGUCACCUUGGCCCUCCAGCUUCUCCACCGUCUACAACAAAGAAACGCCACUUCAGCUGACCCUUAACAACACUCUCUCCAGCGUCUACUUGACAAGUUCCCCUCUGUCCUUCUGCGCCGCCGGUAGGACGUCUGACCUGGAGUCCAUCUUAAACGUGAUGGAGGACGCCAAGAGUUUCGUCUACAUCGCCGUCAUGAACUACAUGCCCGCCAUGGAGUUCUCACAUCCCAGAAGGUACUGGGCGGACAUUGACACCCAGCUGCGUCGGGUGGCCUACGAGAAGCACGUGCAAAUGCGCCUGCUGAUCAGCUGCUGGUCGAAUACACCGCCCGCCAUGUUCCCCUUCCUCAAAUCGCUGGCGUCACUCUAUGACCCAAAGGCCAAGCUGGAUAUCCAGGUGCGACUCUUCGUGGUUCCCUCCAGCGCCGAGCAGAAGCAGAUCCCCUUCGCCAGGGUGAACCACAACAAGUACAUGGUGACAGACCAGGUCGCUUACAUCGGUACAUCCAACUGGUCGGGCGACUACUUUGUGAACACUGCAGGCUCUGCCAUAGUGGUCAACCAGACGGCAUCGUCGUCCCUGGAGCCCAGCGUUCAAUCACAGCUGAGGAAUGUUUUUGAGAGAGAUUGGAACUCCGGCUACAGCGUCCCCCUCACGCAGCACACCGACAUCAAAGAUGUCUGUUAGUCCGCAUGUUACAAAGUAGUGCAGGUACUUUUUUGAAGAGCCCAUACUCCGGGGUGGAGGAACAUUUUCAACACUAGGAAAGCGGCUUUCGACGAUCCUUUUUACGAACAUUUUAAAGAUUUGAUUCAACACUGAUGUCACCAUUAAGACAUCCUUCAUCAUAGCUAAUCUCAGGGAGAAGCUUGAGAUGUUUUUUAUUUUAUUUUCUGGAGUUUGCCGUGUGUAUGUAAAUGGAUGCGAUCACUAAUUAAAAUAAUUGAAAGGAA